UAUAAAUAUUUUAAUUUAUCUUUCUAGAUUUGAACACGGUCCUAUUUUAUAAAUAUUAUUUAUUUUUAAAAAAUAAAAUAAGGUCACGAUGAUGAAAGUUUAGCACGAAACUUGUUUUCUAAUUCUUGUUAAUAUUAAAGUCAAAACGGUCCCAACCGUCCAGCGUCCGGCCUUCAGUAUCUUUUGAUUGUGAUUCAAUGGCGCUUCCUGUCCGAAGAAAACUUCCUGCCGCCUUCUCUGAAGUGGUUCAGAGCUUGAGACCGAGAGCGAAGCUUUGUAUAUGUCGCUGCUUGCUUUUGAUUCCUCCGAUUCCCUCUAUAUAUCCGGCCAUAGUCUCACUGUAGAAUCUCCCUGCACAUUAUCGCUUUCGAAGAACAGCUAUGGCGUCCGCCCACGUGGAAGAAAUUCCACCUCCGUCGUUGGAUGCCACCGCCGAACAACCUCCCCUGUUUGAUGGAACUACCAGGUUGUAUACUGCUUACAUUUGCCCUUAUGCACACCGUGUUUGGAUCAUCCGGAAUUACAAGGGACUACAACUUAAAAUUAAGCUAGUUCCUCUCGAUCUUCAUAAUAGGCCUGACUGGUAUAAGGAGAAAGUAUACCCUUUAAACAAGGUGCCAUCUCUGGAACAUAAUGGGAAAGUCAUUGGAGAAAGUCUUGAUCUGCUCAAAUAUAUUGAUAGCAACUUUGAAGGACCUUCUCUUCUCCCAGCUGAUUCUGCUAAAAGAGAGUAUGCCGAAGAGUUGCUAUCCUAUAGCGAAACGUUUAACGGCGCAAUAAUCUAUUCGCUUAGAGGUGACACCGCAAAGGAAGCAGGUGCUCAAUUCGAUUACUUGGAAAAUGCUUUGGGAAAAUUUGAUGGCCCGUUCCUUCUUGGAGAAAUCAGUCAGGUGGAUAUAGCAUACAUUCCAUUUGUUGAAAGGUUCCACAUUUUCUUAUUAGAGGCUCUAAAGAUUGACAUCACAGAAGGAAGGCCUAAAUUAGUUGCAUGGAUUGAGGAGUUCAAUAAAAUUGAAGCGUACAAGCAAACAAAAGUCGAUCCCAAGCUGGUCGUUGAAAUUUAUACAAUGCGAUUCUUGGGAAGAUUUGAUUUACAACGUAUCUAUCUUGCAUAUAAAUGCCAUUUUCUAAAACAAUUUAUUGUAGGGCAAAUUGCAAAAACCAUUUUUAAGUAUGUGGUAGUUGCAAUUAUGUCUUCAAACUUUCAAUUACAAAAAUUGAGCCCUCCAAUUUCUACAAGUGUUGAUAUUAGACUCUCAAAUUUAUAUAAUUGUAUAAAAAGUAACCAUUGUCCAAAUUUGAGGGUUUAAUUUUUAUCAUUUGGGGAUUCAAUUUCUACCACAAUUAUUGUAAGUUUGAAAAUCCAAUUUUAACACUCGUGGAAGUUUGAAGACUUAAUUUUUACAAUUGACAGCGUGAAGGUGUAAUUGGAACUACGACCAUACUUCAUGAAUGGUUUUGGCAAUUUAUCGUUUUAUUGUAUAUGCUCUUUUGUUAAUUUUAUAUAUUU
Benincasa hispida (wax gourd) is the source of this 1510-nucleotide messenger RNA. Its product is annotated as glutathione S-transferase L3-like. Gene Ontology annotation, biological process: protein glutathionylation. The record is from RefSeq and is a predicted model, not a curated record. Lineage: Eukaryota; Viridiplantae; Streptophyta; Magnoliopsida; Cucurbitales; Cucurbitaceae. Gene Ontology annotation, molecular function: glutathione transferase activity.